UUCCAAUAUAAGGACUGAAUGGUACAGAUAAGGACUGCAUGAAAUUUAGGCAAUACUAUUUUCAGUUAACCUAUUUGAAUUAUAAUAAACUGACAUUUUAAACCUUUUGUCAAAUUUUUAAGUUAUAUACUAUCUUACUUACUAUGAAGCGAACGAUUUUCGAAGCUUUUCCUUUAAAUAACCAUGAAGAAAACCAGGCACCUAAGAAACGGAAACCAUCAACGUCUGAUUUAAUAAGCAGUCCCAGCAACACUUUACAUUUUAGUGAUAUACCUGACGAAGUAAUGGUUAAAAUAUUUUCGUAUUUUUCGAUAUUCGAAUUGUAUUACACCAUUAGAUUGGUGUGUGAAAGAUGGCAUGGUUUAGCAAUGGAUUACAAACUGUGGAAAGUAAUAAGUAUACCAGAUGAUACACCUUUUGACGACGUUAGACUGUGGUUAAAAUCGGCAUUAAAAUUGAAAUAUUUAACAAUUUAUUACAGGACCGACAUUGAAAAAAUAUUACUACAGGUGCGAAUAAAUUGUAUGGAGUUGCAAGUAUUAGAAAUAAUCAAUUUUAUAGUCCCACAUCAAAAGACAAUUAGUACCAAUUUAUUACGCAAUUUGCUGUCGAAAUGCCAGAAAUUGAAAAUAAUAUCAUUUUUUGGAUCCGGAUCUCCAAACCGAUUUUUCUUCCGUGCAAUAGUACGUAAAAAUAAUGGACAUAUCAAAAGGCAAGUGUACACUGAACCUCUAAGUAUAAAGCGAUUACUACGUUUGUUAAGUUCACUUCAAGGUCAGCAUUCUGCAGAUUAUAAACAUUUUAAGGAUAUACGAACGUUUCAUUCUCGUUUGUAUCUAAUAGGAUGUAAAUGGAAAUCCAACACUUAUCCCAAAAAUUACUUAAAUGUUCUCAGAAACUUAAUAAAGUUUACAGUCCUAUAAUUCCCUUGAUACGUCACUUUACUUUUAAUAUUGUGAAACCUAUUAUGUAACUACACGUUCUGAAGAAUAAAAUGCUAAUUACAUCAUA
Messenger RNA from Agrilus planipennis (emerald ash borer), 1011 nucleotides. RefSeq lists its product as uncharacterized. The record is from RefSeq and is a predicted model, not a curated record. The transcript is spliced from 3 exons. Gene Ontology annotation, molecular function: protein binding. NCBI's taxonomy places the organism in Eukaryota, Metazoa, Arthropoda, Insecta, Coleoptera, Buprestidae. The coding region runs from base 144 to 923 and encodes 259 amino acids.